Messenger RNA from Kwoniella mangroviensis CBS 8507, 627 nucleotides. RefSeq lists its product as uncharacterized. Bases 1 to 627 code for a protein of 208 amino acids. Lineage: Eukaryota; Fungi; Basidiomycota; Tremellomycetes; Tremellales; Cryptococcaceae. The transcript is spliced from 2 exons. The record is from RefSeq and is a predicted model, not a curated record.
AUGUCCUCCAUCCCUUUGCUCCUACUCUUCCUCCUCACCCUCCCCAUCCGCCCUCACAUACCCCUGCGUCAAAUCCGCCUCGACGCAUUCCUCAUGCCUCUCUCACUACCUUUCAUCCCAUCCUCGACGUUUGAGACUCUCCCGGACUCUAGACCAUGGGACAUAUCCAGAGCUAUAGUAAGACUGAUCAUUGCUUAUUCGCUCUUUGCUGGAUUCGGGUCUGUACUUAGAACCCUAAAGAGGAUAGGAGGUUGGAAGAUUCCCGAAUCAUCUACAAAUCAACUGGUUAGAGUAGGAUUAUUGUGGUUGCUAGCUUGGAGGGGAGCUACAUUGCCUUUUGUUCCUGAUGAGAAAGCUUGGAAGAGACCUUUGGACGUGACAACGAUAGUUGGUAUAGGAAGUGGAGGAAUUUGUGUGAUUGAUGAGGUUAGAGAGAUUGCGAGGCUGCUAGGCCUAAAGAGCUCAAAUCAGUAUCCCAAGUCAGGUAUAGUAUCACGAAUCAUCCAAAUCAUCUUAUCGAUACAUCGGAUACUCUUAUCUUUCAGGAUCAUCAGUGCGGCUUUCGCACCUCUCAAUCAGAUACCAAUAGAUUCAUCUGCUGCAGGUCAGGGGAUAGUAGGACAAUGA